Messenger RNA from Pieris brassicae (large cabbage white), 2703 nucleotides. It is a transcript of the gene Hdc, whose product is annotated as aromatic-L-amino-acid decarboxylase. The transcript has 18 exons. Gene Ontology annotation, molecular function: histidine decarboxylase activity; pyridoxal phosphate binding. The record is from RefSeq and is a predicted model, not a curated record. NCBI's taxonomy places the organism in Eukaryota, Metazoa, Arthropoda, Insecta, Lepidoptera, Pieridae. The coding region runs from base 93 to 2393 and encodes 766 amino acids. Gene Ontology annotation, biological process: L-histidine catabolic process; histamine biosynthetic process.
CCGGUGGUCAGAUACAGACGUAAUUUCGUAAAAUUCUAUAUUUAAAUUUGAAUUUAAAUAGUGUAUUCGAUCUACUGUGCGUAAACACCAUUAUGGAUCACAAGGAGUUUAGAGUGAAAGCCAAGGAGCUGGUGGACUUCAUGGCGGACUACUUAGAGAAUAUAAGAGAGCACCGGGUCUAUCCUGGUGUGCAGCCUGGGUAUCUACACAAACGCCUGCCGACAGAGGCACCACAGCAACCUGAAAAUUGGGACGAUAUUUUCAAGGAUGUCCAGGAGCAUAUUAUGCCUGGGAUCGUACAUUGGCAAAGUCCCCACAUGCACGCCUAUUUCCCCGCGCUGACGUCAUAUCCUUCCAUCAUGGGAGAAAUGCUGUCCAGCACCCUCAACGUACUUUGCUUUACUUGGGCCUCAUCACCUGCUGGAACAGAGCUGGAGACAAUAGCAAUGAACUGGCUGGGGAAAUUGUUGGGUCUACCUGACUGUUUCCUCAAUGAAAAGAAUGACAGCCCUGGAGGGGGAGUUAUACAGACUACAGCAAGUGAAGCAACUCUGGUCAGUCUUCUGGCUGCAAGAACCCGAGCCCUCAUGGAGCUGGCGAGUUUGAAUCCAGAGCUGCAGUCUUCUGAGCUGCUGGGGCAUCUUAUCUGCUAUUGCUCAGACCAGGCCCAUUCUUCAGUGGAAAAGGCUGGCUUAAUUGGGCUGGUGCGUAUGCGGUACAUAGAGUCGGACGAAAAGCAGUGCAUGAGAGGAGCUAAACUCGAAGAAGCCAUCCUUAGUGACAAAGCGAAGGGUCUUGUGCCAUUUUGGGUCUGCGCAACCCUUGGUACAACGGGUUCAGUGGCAUUCGACAAUUUGCGUGAAAUAGGCGAGGUGUGCGAACGCCACUCCGCUUGGUUGCAUGUGGACGCUGCAUAUGCUGGGAGCGCCUUCGUCUGCCCUGAAUAUAGACAUUGGCUGGAUGGUAUUGAGCAGGCUGAUUCUUUUGCUUUCAACCCAUCUAAGUGGCUGAUGGUCAAUUUCGAUUGCACCGCUAUGUGGGUGAAAGACAGCACAGAACUACACAGGACAUUCAACGUUAAUCCUAUUUACUUAAGACAUGAAAAUUCAGGAAAAGCCAUCGAUUAUAUGCACUGGCAAAUACCACUAAGUCGUCGUUUCAGAGCCCUGAAACUGUGGUUUGUUCUGCGUAAUUAUGGUGUUGUUGGAAUUCAAAAACAUAUUCGCGAGAGUGUUCGCCUGGCCCAAAAGUUCGAAGCGCUAGUGCUGGCUGAUCAACGUUUUGAAAUCCCACAAGCCAGGAACUUGGGAAUGGUUGCUUUCCGCAUGAAAGGUGACAACACACUAACGGAGGUCCUCCUGAAGCGGCUGAACGCUCGCGGCUACAUUCACGCUGUACCAGCCUGCUUUAAAGGAGUUUACGUCAUCCGAUUUACCGUGACCUCUCAGCGGACUACUAACCAAGAUAUUUUAGAUGACUGGAACGAAAUAAAAACAGUGGCUUCAGAGAUUUUGGUAGACGUCUUUGGCUCUGAAUGUGGAAACAUCGCUGUACCCAAGAAACCUCGGAUAACCCUAAAAGACACCCGCGAACUAAAUGCCACCUUUGGUACUAGCCUUCUCCUGGCUAAUUCCCCUAUGAGUCCAAAAAUAGUGAAUGGCACACACGUAGCCAUAUGUGAUUACGAACAGGUGCUGUCAUCUUGUGCUCAGACUUUUGCCCAGCUCAAGAUGGAACCUAAAGAUAGCCCAGAGAUGCGCCGACGCAUCCGUGGUAUUCGUAUGGUUGGAAAGAAAUUCUCCCUGGACUCUUGCAUGGACAUGGUCCAGGGUUUGAUGAUGGAACAGUCUCUACCUCUUUGCGCUGAGGAGAGGGAAGAUGCUUCUAAUGGAUCAAGCCCAGGCGAAAAAUCUAUAUCAUCUUCCCCAGUAACGUCCAGCAACACGAUUAAACAAGAUGCAGACACCAACCAACUUCACAUACCAGCGACACCUUCACGACAUCUUCGUUCCAGAUCGGUUGACGCAUCACUUUCAGAACUUAACUUUGACGACGCAAAAAUUACUAUCGAUCUCAAAAAUAAUGAAGUCACUAUCACUCCUACAGAAAACAAGAAGUUUAUCGAUGAAAAGGUACAUUUUAGUGCAGCAGAUGAGAAGCUUAAAAUUGGGAAUCCAGAUUUUGGAAAUGUCCAAGAUGUGCAGGCAGGUUCGGAUGAAAAGCUUACUAUAAAAGGCCCAGGUAGUUAUAUUAAGAAGCUGAUUCAACAAUUCAGUGAGAAUCAGUUUGAGGAUCCGAAACCUGAAUCUGAUGGAGCAAUAUCUAGCAUUAAGGACAGAGCCGAUGCGAUUUGCAAAAAAUGUCUGCAUUACAAAGGUAGAAUCACCAAGUAAAGAACGUGAAAAGAUGGUUGAUACAUAUCGUAUGGUUAAAGCAGAUUAAAUUGUUGUCGAUAUAGUUAAAAGAAAGCUGGCAUAUAUAAGUUUUCGUUGCCUUUAGUGAAGUUACAAUUGAUCUUCUUCUAUAGAAAGCUUGUUCUCUAUGUAACUCUUUUACCUUAGUGUGAGGCAUGUAAUGUGGUUUGUUUCAUUAAAUGCAUGGACGUCGUUAUUAGGUUUUUGUCUAAUAAAAGUUUUUGCUUCCGCCACGCAUAAUGUGGCCAAGUUACGGGCUAAACUUAUACGUCGUAUUAUAUAUAUAUUA